GGUGCUGCUGUUGUUGCUGCUCAUCCAGCUUAGAAGCUGGGCGUUGCGGGGGUGGGGGGACUUCAUUGGCUAGUCGGGGGGAGUAGCUUAGGAAUUUGUACCUUCAGAGGGUGUAGAUAGCCUUUGCGGAUUCGAAGUGGAAGUGGUUUAUAGAUUAAGGGGGUCGUCAUGCCUCCCAAGGCAGCUCCCAAGGGGGGCGGCAAGGAGAAGUCGAAAGCUGACCUUGCGAAGAAGCAGAAGCUCGUGGAGGACAAGACCUUCGGAUUGAAGAAUAAAAACAAGAGCAAGAACGUGCAGAAGUACGUGCAGAGCUUACACCAGUCUGUCCAGAAUGCCGGACCCAAGCGUGGAGUUGAUGAUCCCAAGGCCGCGGCCAAGAAGAAGAAGGAAGAAGAAGCUGCGAGGGAUAAGGAGUUAAAUGAAUUGUUCAAAGUGGCUAUUAGUCAGCCUAAGGUUCCUGUUGGUGUUGAUCCCAAAUCAAUCGUUUGUGAGUUUUUUCGCCACGGGCAAUGUGCCAAGGGAUUCAAGUGCAAGUUCUCGCACGAUCUCAGUGUUGAAAGGAAAGGAGAGAAGAUUGAUAUUUACAGCGAUCAGCGUGAUUCAGAGACCAUGGAUGAAUGGGAUCAGGAGACUCUUGAGAAAGUGGUAGCAGCGAAAGGAAAUGAGUUCGUUCACAAUAAACCUACGGAAAUUGUGUGCAAACAUUUCUUGGAUGCUGUAGAAAAGAAACAAUACGGAUGGUUUUGGACGUGCCCUAACGGUGGGAAGGAUUGUCAUUACCGACAUGCUUUGCCCCCCGGUUAUGUCCUUAAGUCACAAAUGAAGGCAUUGCUUGAAGAAGAGGGUGAAAAAUUGUCGAUUGAAGAAGAGAUUGAGAAUCAGAGGCGUAUGACCAAAACCAGCACCCCUAUGACGGGAGAGGCAUUUGCAGAAUGGAAAAGAAAGAAAUCCGAAGCACGUGAAGUUGAAUUAGCUUCCAAGAGAGCAGAGAGGGCCAGAACCGAUAGAAUGAGUGGACGAGAGCUCUUCCUUGCUGAUGCCAGCUUGUUUGUGGAUGACGCGGAAGCGUUUGACUCUUACACUCGGGAAGAAGAGCCCGAUGCUGCGGAGGGUUCAGGAUCCUCUCAGCAGGUUCAACAGAAAUCAGUUUUGGACAGAGCAGGUAUCAGUGAGCAGGACGAGAGUUUAUUUAUAGACGACGACGAUGAAUUGGACCUGGAUGAGUUGGAUGAGUUGGAGUCCAGGAUUCAUAAGACAUCCUUGGAUGACACGUAAGGAUGGAGCUUCGACAAAUGGAAGCAGAGCAAGACAUGGUUCAGUCGUUGAAGUGAUCUUUUCUCCACAGUUGAUUACAGUCUGAUGCAGUGGAAUUGAACAUGCAGAGAAUUCGCAGUUCAGUAGUUCUUGUUAAUUGGAGUUUGUAGCUUUUGUUGCUUAAGGAUGGGUGUUUCAGAGAAUUUCCGAGUUGGAUAGUUUAGAUUUAGAAUGAGAUUUAGAGCUUUUUCGGGAAUCAGUACUUAAUGUGGAAGAUGUCUAUGCGUUUGUCGCCUGGUCAUGAUGGAGCUUAUUCUGUAUUACAUAAUGGUGUACACUGAAGAGAAUCGUGAAAUGUGGCUAUAGAAUAUAGCCUAUGGCUCUUGGUAAUUCAGAGAGGUUUCAUUGCUAAUGUGGACAGUUGCUCUUGCAAUA
This is a messenger RNA of Physcomitrium patens, 1689 nucleotides long. RefSeq names its product zinc finger CCCH domain-containing protein 11. Gene Ontology annotation, biological process: cytoplasmic translation. Lineage: Eukaryota; Viridiplantae; Streptophyta; Bryopsida; Funariales; Funariaceae. The record is from RefSeq and is a predicted model, not a curated record. Gene Ontology annotation, cellular component: cytosol. Gene Ontology annotation, molecular function: mRNA binding; metal ion binding.